UAAACUUAACCUUACUUUUGUACACUUGCACGCUGUGUUGUGUACAUAAGUAAUUUAUACUGUAAGAUUGGCGUGAACAAUAACUUUACAAAUAAUCAGUCGGUGAUAAGACGUCGAGUAAUAAAGUCGUACGUUCGUGAAGUAAUACGUUACAGUAUUUUCAUAGCUGACGAGCUAGUAACGUGCAAUCCUCGUUGAAAAAAUUCUAAUCUAUCAAAUAACAAAAAUUACCGCUUAAAAAUGCACAACGGAACUACAAAUGGGUGUUCAAAAUACUUCGAUCUCAAGGAUAUGCCUCACAUUAUUAAAGCUUUGGACAGAAAUCAAAAAUUAGAACCCGACAUUCUCCACGUAAUCGGCAACACUCCAUUAGUGAAACUAAAUAAAAUACCCAAAAAGGAUGGAUUAUUAUGUGACAUGUAUGCAAAAUGUGAAUAUUUGAACCCAGGUGGUUCUAUAAAGGACCGGAUUGCCUAUAGAAUGGUGCUGGAUGCUGAAGAAAAAUGCAUAUUAGUACCGGGGAAAUCUGUUAUCAUUGAACCAACAUCAGGAAAUACUGGCAUUGGUUUGGCUUUAGCUGCAGCAGUGAAAGGGUACAGAUGUAUUAUUGUUCUGCCAGAGAAAAUGUCAGAUGAGAAAGUAAACACUUUACUAGCAUUGGGAGCGGAGAUCAUCAGGACACCCACUGAAGCUGCAUCUCAUGACCCUGACAGCAAUCUCAUGGUUGCUAAACGACUUGCUAAGGAGAUACCAAAUGCUGUUAUGCUGGAUCAGUACACGAACGCUUGCAACCCGUUGGCGCAUUACGAUGGUACUGCUGAGGAGAUUCUGUGGUCAUUGGACGACGACGUGGAUAUGGUGGUGAUUGGAGCGGGUACGUGCGGUACCGUAUCUGGCAUCGGACACAAGAUCAAAGAGAGAUGCCCCAAGUGUGUCAUAGUGGGUGUUGACCCGCUUGGUUCAAUACUCGCCGAGCCGGAGGAACUCAACGAUAGUGAUGUUGGCAUGUAUGAAGUUGAAGGCAUCGGUUAUGAUUUCCUGCCAAAGGUACUAGAUAGGAAGGUGAUAGACAAAUGGAUCAAGACGGAAGACAAAAAUUCAUUGACCAUGUCUCGACGGCUGAUAAAGGAGGAGGGACUACUUUGCGGCGGCAGCAGUGGAGCUAUAAUGUGGGCGGCGACGCAAGCGGCCAAGUCGUUGAAGGCGGGUCAGAAGUGUGUGGUCAUUCUGCCCGACAAUAUUCGCAAUUACAUGACCAAGUUCAUCUCCGACCAGUGGAUGGAGGCCCGCAGCUUCAAACCCGUCGUCAAGCACGAUGAACUCCCAUGGUGGAAUGCUGUAGUGACGAAAAAUCUGAUUCAACCGAUCACCGUGAUCCCGCAUGAUACGCCCGCUGUGGAAGCGCUCGCCGCUCUCAAGACCUCAGGUGCGCCCGCGCUGGCCGUCGUAGAUGACCAGGGAGCGUUAAUCGGCGUGGUGACGGCGGACUACGCGCGCCGGCGGCUCACCAACCUAUUCGGCAACGUAACGGAUGAACUGAGCAAGUUCACUCAGAAGAAGUUCUAUUCGGCGGACGUGACGCAGGCGCCUGCACUCGGAUAUGUGUCGCGAAUGCUGGACAUCGCGCCAUUCGUCGUCAUCGUCGAGUCUGUUUCUACCAUAAAGAAACCUAUUGGAAUCUUGACAUCAGAUGAUCUGCUGCGUCUCGUCACAGACAAAAGCCUCAACCUCAGCUCGUAAUGCAAUAGCCAUGCAAUAUUCAAGAAUAGCAACUGCUCAAAUGUUAUCAAAUAUAAUUUAUAUUCAGUAUUGAUAAGCCAUUGUUAAUGUACUGUAUCUUAUUGGUAUACAAAAUGUGCAUGUUUAGAAAUAAGUGAAAUACAAGGUCACAAAUUAAUAACUUCCUUGGCAAAUUGAAUGUUUGUUUGUAAAUAUUUGUACAAAUUAUGGUUUUACAGCAUUUAAGGGGGAAUUUUUUGGACCAUAUCUAUAGGUUUUAUCUUAGGCAUUUAUGACAUGAAACUGAUUAUUAUAAAUAAAAUUGUAUACACAUUUA
Messenger RNA from Papilio xuthus (Asian swallowtail), 2056 nucleotides. Its product is annotated as cystathionine beta-synthase. The coding region runs from base 241 to 1740 and encodes 499 amino acids. Gene Ontology annotation, molecular function: cystathionine beta-synthase activity. Gene Ontology annotation, cellular component: cytoplasm. The transcript is spliced from 11 exons. The record is from RefSeq and is a predicted model, not a curated record. Lineage: Eukaryota; Metazoa; Arthropoda; Insecta; Lepidoptera; Papilionidae.